This is a messenger RNA of Canis lupus familiaris (dog), 3742 nucleotides long. It is a transcript of the gene SLC25A15, whose product is annotated as solute carrier family 25 member 15. The transcript has 8 exons. Gene Ontology annotation, molecular function: L-ornithine transmembrane transporter activity. The record is from RefSeq and is a predicted model, not a curated record. Gene Ontology annotation, biological process: mitochondrial L-ornithine transmembrane transport. NCBI's taxonomy places the organism in Eukaryota, Metazoa, Chordata, Mammalia, Carnivora, Canidae. The coding region runs from base 339 to 1244 and encodes 301 amino acids.
GGGCGGGGCGGGGCGGGGCGGGGGGCCGGCCCGCGGCCGACGUGGGUGUUAAGCGGCCGCCCGGGCCGCGGAGGCAGCGUCGAGAGCCCGCGCCUGACCCCGAGCGGGACGCGGCCAGCUGGCGUGGCGAGAGGCCUGGAUCGUUCCGUGUCGUCAGUGUGAAUUCAACCCCUUCAGAUAAGCCAAACUUAAACACCGUGAAUCCCACGAGGGACGACUUACAGAAUCGUUAGGAUACCAAACGACGGCGAGGACUAAAACUCAAAAGGGAUAUGAGACACCUGUCAUAAGUUCCAGAGAGUUGCCUUCCACGGAGCCCAGCAGAGGAGUGGGCGAACAUGAAGCCCAAUCCUGCUAUCCAAGCUGCCAUUGACCUCACAGCAGGGGCUGCAGGGGGCACAGCAUGUGUACUGACUGGGCAGCCCUUUGACACACUGAAAGUGAAGAUGCAGACAUUCCCCGACCUGUACAGGGGCCUCACCGACUGCUGCCUGAAGACAUACUCACAGGUGGGCUUCCGGGGCUUCUACAAGGGGACCAGCCCAGCGUUGAUUGCCAAUAUCGCCGAGAACUCUGUCCUCUUCAUGUGCUACGGCUUCUGCCAACAGGUGGUGCGGAAAGUGGUUGGAUUGGAAAAGCAGGCCAAGCUGAGUGAUCUGCAGAAUGCAGCUGCUGGUUCCUUUGCCUCUGCCUUUGCUGCUCUGGUACUCUGCCCCACUGAGCUUGUGAAGUGCCGGCUGCAGACCAUGCAUGAGAUGGCAUCGUCGGGAAAGAUAGCCAACAGCCAGAACACCGUCUGGUCUGUGGUGAAGACUGUCCUCAGGAAGGACGGCCCCUUGGGCUUCUACCAUGGCCUCUCCAGCACUCUACUCCGAGAAGUGCCCGGCUAUUUCUUCUUCUUUGGAGGCUACGAGCUGAGCAGGUCGUUUUUUGCAUCAGGGAAAUCCAAGGAUGAACUAGGCCCUGUCCCUUUGAUGUUAAGUGGUGGAGUUGGUGGAGUCUGCCUCUGGCUUGCUGUUUACCCAGUGGAUUGCGUCAAAUCCAGAAUUCAGGUUCUUUCCAUGUCUGGAAAACAGGCAGGAUUUAUUGGAACCUUUAUAAGCAUUGUGAAAAAUGAAGGAAUAACAGCCUUAUAUUCUGGACUGAAGCCUACUAUGAUUCGAGCGUUCCCUGCCAACGGGGCACUGUUUUUGGCCUAUGAAUACAGCAGGAAGCUGAUGAUGAGCCAGUUUGAAGCCUACUGAAGUGUCCUAGUGAACUGAAUUCCAAGCAUAGGCAUUUGAGGACUACAGUUCAUCUCAGGGUUUCAUGGAGUACAAGACCAAUGUGGAAUUAGUUUGAUUUCAUAUGAAUUUUGAUUUUUUUUUUUUUUUUUUUGGUCUUCCCUUAUUCUACCCUAAAUCUUAAACUUUAUGUAAGGGGCUCUAUUUUAUAUUCUAUAAUUUCUGUCUGUAAUUGUAUUGAAAUAGAAAAGUUGCUGCACUUGUCCUUGGUGGGACAUUGAGAGUGAGCUGCUGGCCCUAAUGAUAAUCUGAAAGGCUAAAUAUAGUUCUGUCAGGGCUUUGGCAUAAACCUGUAUGUUUCCAUGCAGUUUGGAUGGUUACAUGUUGUUAGUAAAGCACAAUUUGGUUCCAUGUUUAAUCUCAGAUCUCACUAGUAAACUCAGAAGUAAUCAUGUUUCAUGGAGAUGACUGUAAAUGAUUACUUAACUCAUUCUAGAUGUAGGGUCUCCUAAAAUGUGCUUAGUACAUGUACUGCACUAAGUGGCUAAAGUUUUUUAGUUUUUCUGUGGUGCUUGAAAACUAAAAUAUCCAUGUAGAUUUUGUAGAGGAGAACACACCUGUGUACCGGUAUGGCUUCCAUGUUAUGAUUUAAGUUGAGAGUAAGCACCUUGGAUUUUCCCAAGAUGUCCUACUGUUAAAAUAGUGCCAUUCAUUUUCUAGAUGGGAUCAUGUUCUACACCUGUUGCAUGUCAGGUGUGGCUAGAGCAGCACGACCUUUACCUGUGGCAGCUUCCCUUUUCUCCCAAAGAACUUCCCCUCUGCUGGGCUGCUUUAGGUUGAGGGGAAGGCUGGAGGGGAAGGGAUGAUACUACUAUGCUUUGUGAAGACCUCUGCCUGGUGGUAGCCCUUAGUUUCUGGCUCUGGGUCCUGGUCUGAGUAGGAUUCCAGAGUAUUUCUUUGGACCGUCUCCGGGCUGUUGAUCCACUCUGGACUACUCACUGCCUCCACAAUCAGAUACCCUUCCAGGGAGCAGAGUGCCAAAGCUGAGAAGCCCUUGUUCCCUGUCUGGUGCCUGAAUGACAGCACUUGUGGGCAAAGUCCUCCUCUGAUGGAACUGGACAGAGCAUAGUGCUUGUCCUCCACAGUGAGUGAUGUUGGGGCUGACCCUUAAGUUUAUCUUGUGAUCCAUAACGGCUUGCCGUGUUUCCUAUAGUGCUGGAGCCUUUUACAUUUGGUACUGGCAGUCCGUGGAUUUUCAUGAUGAUUGCAUACAGGGGGUGACUUCAUAAAGUAAUGAAAUAAGCAGUGAUUUUAUUAAGCUAUGGCAUAUGUAUGCACUAACAGCAACCACAAGAUCCCAGGUCACCUGGUGUAAGAGGAUCCUUCCUGUCACCACUUAGGUAAGCCUCCUCAUUCCAUGCUGCUCGAAGACCAGCAAGGGCUUCCUCAGUAACAAGUGUUCUUAAGUAGCCUAUAAGGCUGAAAGCAAGCAGGCUGACCCUGCUAAUGUCUGUCCCGUGUGUCUGUCAUUGUUGGCACAGUGUUAAGCCUUGAGUGAAAUCUCUGGUUCCCUUCAGCUUUUUGUUCUCUGCGGAGCCCCUGUGCUAACUCUAGCCAUGUGCCAAAAGCAGGACGGUCCGGGAAGUGAGCUGCUGAUGGUCCGGAGCAGUGGCUGGUCUGCCCUCUGCUUUUUCCUUGAAAGAAAACCAUUUUUCUACCUUUUCUUUCCAUUCUUAAAUAGUAGCUACUGAGUGGUGCUUCAUCUGGACAGGCCUGGACUGAAGCAAAAGAGAAAAUGGAGCUGGCUUCCAGCAGGAAGUGAAUUACUUCAGAAUCUGUGAGCCUCUGCCUGGUGCCUGUGAGCCCAUCUGAGUAAGGCCCGUUGGCAGGGGACCUUCUCAUAUGCUAUCCUUUAAAGUUUUAACUAAAUAUCUGUAAUAGCAACAAUCUGAGGCAAGUAAAAGGAAUAGUAAGGAAUGAAAUCUGAAUCAAGGGAAUUACUGUUUUUUUAUUGUUUGCUUAAUUCAUGGUUUGGUAUUUGGAUACGAUUUGUAUGUUUUGGCUCUGUACUCCAGACAAAAACAGUAACUUGAAAUCGUGUCUAAAGCAAUUCUGUUCUGUCAUUAAAUUAUUUACCUAAUAUUUGAGUAUAUGAUGAGUUGUUUUAAGUACUUGACAUGCUAGGAACCAACUGUCCAGAAUGUUUCAGUUAUGUAUAGUAAUAUUUCAGGGUGGUGGUUUUAUUGCAGUGAGCAUUCUUUUUGUUAAGAUUUAUUUGAGAGAGAGUGUAAGCGCACAUGCAGAGGGAGAGGGAGAAGCAGACUGAGCAGGGAGCCCGAUGUGAGGCUCUAUCCCAGGACUCUGGGACCAUGACCUGAGCCAAAGGCAGAUGCCCAACCACUGAACCACCCAGGCGCCCCUGAGCAUUGUUUUUUCGUCAGCAGUAUUCCUGAUGUAAAAUAAUUUCACUGCAAGUAAAGUGACAAAUGUGUUUUUAAAUAUACACUACAAUUGUGAAA